Molecule: messenger RNA, 498 nt
Organism: Pogonomyrmex barbatus (red harvester ant)
Lineage: Eukaryota; Metazoa; Arthropoda; Insecta; Hymenoptera; Formicidae
Product: ATP synthase, subunit G
Biological process (GO): proton motive force-driven ATP synthesis
Molecular function (GO): proton transmembrane transporter activity
Source: RefSeq, a predicted model, not a curated record
AGACGGAGAAAGUAUAUUCAGUUUACUGUGAUAGAACGGAAGUCGAUGCCAGUCCUUGUCGAACAUCGGGAAUCUGUUUAUCGCUUUCUUUUCUAAAAAAUAAAGUGAACAAACGAUGGCGCGGCUCGUCACAAAAUCCACUGAAUUAGUAAGACUUGGUAUUACUCAGGCAAAACCCAUGCUGCAAGUAUGGGCGCAGUAUGCCAAAGUAGAACUGACACCACCCACAUUCAAAGACAUUUCUGCAAUUCGCAGUGGAUUCUCAAGAUUGAUCCACAGUGCACGGACCGGUCGUUAUCGUGAAGUCACCGUGCGUGAGGCUAUCAUCAAUACCUUAGUGGCUGCUGAAAUAUAUUGCUGGUUCUAUGUCGGAGAAUGUAUUGGAAAACGACAUCUUAUUGGAUAUGAUGUAUAAGUACUCUGUGUAUUCAAUCUCAUAUAGAUAAUCCGUGUAUAAAUUAUAGAUUCGCUCAUAAAUAUAUAAAAGUAUAAAUUAGA